Molecule: messenger RNA, 5724 nt
Organism: Venturia canescens
Lineage: Eukaryota; Metazoa; Arthropoda; Insecta; Hymenoptera; Ichneumonidae
Gene: Arf51F
Product: ADP-ribosylation factor 6
Exons: 5
Coding region: 591-1118 (175 amino acids)
Biological process (GO): intracellular protein transport; vesicle-mediated transport
Cellular component (GO): cytoplasm
Molecular function (GO): GTP binding; GTPase activity
Source: RefSeq, a predicted model, not a curated record
GGUUUUGUAUGGCACGUUACUCGCUAUGUAACCCACACAUAUACAUUCUAAUCCAGGAAAUGUCUCGUACUCUCAAUUAAUUACCGCAAAUUUUGCUUCGUUAAAACAUUUACAAAUCGCUCGUCUCUCCGUGCCGCGUUAUUACUCAUUCCGGACGUGUGGAGAUUAUUUCGUUAUAAACUACAUGUCGGAUUGAACCUUUUCAUUGACUCAAAAUCGGUCAACUUAACCUCCAAUACUCCGAGGGCGUAUGAAAUAUUUGAGUGCGGUUGAACGUUUCGUUAUUUUAAAUUCUCAAAAACGCGAAUUCUAUCGUGAUUCCAAUAAUGAUCGAGAUAAAUUUAUGAUUUUUCUCGAUACUUUAAUGUGUACGAGCUACGUGUUCACCUUUGAUUCAAGAGAGAGGGAAAGAAACAAUCGGCCUAUUUUUCAUGUGACAGAAUCAAUUGACGGAUUGACGUUUAUCAAUAACAAUCGUGCCGUUACCGUUACAAUGAAAUCGCCCAACUGUUAAUUGUUAUAUGGGCAUGAAAUACUGGGAUUACUAACCAACAUUUUUGUGCUGUGUAUAUAGGAAAAGUACCAGCAAGAUGGGCAAACUUUUGUCAAAGAUCUUUGGCAAUAAAGAAAUGCGUAUCCUUAUGCUCGGUCUAGACGCAGCUGGGAAAACAACGAUUCUGUAUAAACUGAAGCUGGGACAGUCCGUCACAACCAUACCCACUGUAGGAUUUAAUGUAGAGACUGUUACAUAUAAGAAUGUAAAAUUCAAUGUCUGGGAUGUAGGCGGGCAAGAUAAAAUACGCCCGCUCUGGCGUCAUUACUACACUGGAACGCAAGGACUUAUUUUUGUAGUCGACUGCGCGGAUAGAGAUCGAAUCGAUGAGGCUCGUCAAGAACUUCAUAGAAUCAUCAAUGACAGAGAGAUGCGCGAUGCUAUUAUUCUAAUUUUUGCUAACAAGCAAGAUCUUCCUGACGCCAUGAAACCACAUGAAAUUCAAGAAAAAUUAGGACUGACAAGAAUACGAGACAGAAAUUGGUACGUCCAACCAUCCUGCGCAACAACGGGGGAUGGCCUGUACGAGGGCCUUACGUGGCUAACUAGUAACCACAAAUUAUGAGCGAUUAGUUAGUAAUUAACGCAUGGUUCCAUAAAACAAGUACACGCCUGCCUUGUGAUGUUUAUUUUUUUUUAUUUUUGAUUUUUUUUUUAAUCUCAUUGCCAGCCAAAUUAAAACUCUGCCGCAACAAGCAAAGUAUAGGUUGGUUGCUGGCCGGUAUAUAUCGUCGAGCGUAAUGAAUAUAAGAAGAAAGAGGUGAAUUAAGGGAGCUGCGAAGGCGAGAGAAGGAAGGUAGACGAAUAAGAAUAAAAAAAACAAUUGAAAACUAAGUAGAUGUCGACGAGCGAUGAAUUUUCAACUAUAUUGUACAGACGUUGCGGUAGUAAGUACAGUGAGUUGAUAAAGGAGAUAAUAAUAUUGAUGAUGCGGAAAAUGAGUAAAAGACGACGUGUAACAACAAACAAUGAGACGUGAAAAAAAAACACAAGGAAACAAAGCGUAAAAAUAAAAUCGCGCCAGAGUCGAAUUGACUUGCGUUUUCGUUGCCCAGCAGGAUCCAGGUUUAUUACAAGCGAGGUACCAAAUAACAAACACAAAACAAACACUAAAACCUUAAUAACGAACAAGGAAUGAAUAAAAAAAAGCCUGUAAAAUCUGUUACUAACGUAUUCGUUUUUCAAAGUUUAUGAAAAUAUAAGCUUUUAUUGUAGCCUAGAAGUAAGUUUCUUUUUUGUGUAAUGACGGUCAGGAGCUGCUUGCAUAUGUAUUUGUAUAACUUCGAGAAUUGAAGGAUAUCAUUUCCUGCGUUUACAUAUAUUUUCAUUCUUUGCACUCGCUUUUUUGUUCAAUUCGUCUAGUAUUUUUUAUGGUUACAUCAUUUUUCUCUUCACACUAAUCACAAAGUACGUACCUCGCAUACCCAUCGAUUUAAGUAACGUUAUUUGAUGUGUAUAUACCUCGUAUACACAUAAUAGGACGAAAAAGUACAUUCAAGGAAAGAAGAAAAGCAAUGGGAGCGAGACUUGGACGAACUUAUUUCAAAUUUUAUAUGAAGUAAAAAAAAGAGAGAGAAUAAAAGUAAGAGAGUAAUAUGAGCAGAAAAAAAGAAAAAAAAAAUAGAAAAUACCACAUCCGGUGAGCGUGUACCCCACUUGUUCAGCUACCGAAAUAACAUGUUGUAUAAAAUCGUUCGUUCCCCCCUGAUCUUAAGGCUUUUUGAUAAGAUAGCAUUUACUUGUUAGAAAGAAAUGAAAAAAAAACAACAACAAGAAACAAUGAAAUUACACCGUACCAUGGUCUUAUUUAUUCUCUAAGAUUAAACAAAAAUAUGAAAUAAUCGAACGAUCGUAUCGGCCGCUACAAAUAAUGUUUUGCCAUUACAUCUUUUAAGAAAGGAAAUAUGAUUAAUUUUUAAUAUCGGCGAAAAAUGAUUCAUUUUUUUUUCUUUGGAUAGAAAUGACGUUUAUCGUACCAAGUUUUUCGUCUAAUUCAUUCUCGUACCAUCAUAAUUAUUGAGAAAUUUCGAGUUAAGCAUAGUUUUCUACCUCAAAAAGUGUACAGGAUUUCACAUGGUCCAUCGGUUAUUCCAUGUCAAAUUCGACGUACCCGUAGCGCACAUUUUGAGAUUACAAUGAACAACUACGUCAAAGUUAUCAAAUUCUGAAAGACUUGGUCGUUUCGGAAAAAUUCAAAUGAUUAUAUUGUUGAACAUAUGAAAAGUCGAGUUUUGCUUUAUUUUAUAUAUUUAUUGUCAUCAAGGGAUAUCGAGAAUCAACCUCUACGACGAAUUACUAUUGUUUUCUACAUUUCCGAUCCACGAAUAAGAGCAGUUUUUCUGUUGUCGCUUAAUUUCUUAUUUGAAAAAUGUAUUUUUUAUUUACAAUUACUUUUUACGCACAUGAUUCCCGCCGAAAAUGAUUUAGCCGAUCGCCAUUUCGGUAUUGUUCAUUAUUUGACUCACUUUUCAAAGUAAAUCACACAAAAAUGGAGAUUAAGUACUAUACGUACAAUUUUUCCCAUUCUUUUUUUUUUCGAUUCGUUAGGUUUGACGUGCAUUUUUCAAAUAAUCUUAAAUAAAUAAGAUUCUUGAGUUAUCCUAAUAAUUUUCCAUUAUAUUGAAUUACUUCUUCAAGUACUGCAAUUUCGGUCAAUAUUUUGGACAUGAAAAUGUAUGAGUGAAAAAUAUCCUCAGGGAGAUAAAAAGAUGCUAAAUAAUUGAUGGGUGAUCGGAAAUGUAAUGUUACGUGUGCAUCAGUAACAUACUUUUGAGAAAAAAUUAUCGGAGACAAAUCAUAGGUAAAGGCCAAGAAAAAAAAUUCAUGAUUUAAGAGUAAUACAUACACUACUAUCAAGUCUGAUGCUUGUUAAUGACGAAACGUGAAUUUGUAGUAAUUUACUAACAUACGUAAGAAAAGAGUCGUAUUAAAAUUGCUCCGGAAAUUUUCCGGGGAAAAAGAAACAAACGACCGGAGAAACAGACAGAAAUUUGUCACAUUGACAAUUAACUGCAUUCCAUAAAGAUGAGAUACUAUCGUGAGAUCUUUCAAGAGUUUCAUUUUUCCUUUUUUUUUUUUCAUGUUUGUGAAUAUAGCAAUUCUACGAGCAUAAAAACGGUUGAUUGUCCGAUUCAUUACCACAUCGACAAUUAGUUUUGCGUUUUCAAUAACAAAUAGAUAUAUAUAUAUAUAUCGGGACGAGAGAGGAAAAAAUACCCAAACGAACGAGAAUUUGUAUUGAAUCGAUGAGCUUUCUUCUGAGAACGUUUUUUAUUAAUGAUAUUCCACGAAGCAAAUGUGAGGAACAGUGAAUAAAAAGACGGAAGAGAACGAGCACGAGAAAAAUUCCCAAACACGAGAAAAUUAUAAUUAUGUCUUUAUACACAUAUGUCUGUGCGUGUCAUUCCACAUGAGAUUUGAACCCUUUUCUUAGGACUUUUUAAAAGAGGCUCAUUCGUAAAUAUUAAUAACAUGUAUUUCCCUUUUGUCUUUUACGAUACACACGCGUGCACACGCAUACAACUAUCGUGGGGAUUGUGUUAAAAUUCUUUUGUCUUCUCUCGAUGUGACAGCAAUAACGAAACUUUAUAUGAAAAAAAAAAAAAAAAAAAAAAAAAAAAACGAAUGAUAACCAAGAUGACAAAAUAAACGAGACAGCAAAUAAAUAUUUACGAAAACAUAAUACAUGGAGAAACUUUUAUAGCAAAAAUGACUAUGUCUUUAUGGUAACGUCGAACCAUAUCGAUAUAAUAAUAGAGAGCAUAGUAUAUCGCUACAGAGUGUAUCAAAUAAUGCAAAAGUUUAGGGAACCAUUACCACAAUCAUCCAUAGUAAAAAACGCUUUGCUCAAUAACAUAGCAAAAUUCAUGCGCCCACCAAUUAUAUGAGACGUUGCGAGUAUAAACAUGAAAAUUAACUAGUAGCACAUAGUAAAAUUUCAAGCAAUCGCUUCGUUCAUAAGCGGACUUUGUGAAGUAAAUCUUUGUCAAAAAGAAAAAUUACUUCUUUUCGAACGGUGCGACUCAACAAUAGAACAAAAAUUUUCGACAUUUCACCAAUUUUUUCAGUCCAAUUCACCAAUAUUUAACAUUUCACUAAAGACACGAGUGACAUUUACAUAUCGAUACAUCGUUCGAUGUAAGAAUGUCACAGAUCUAAAUUUUGUCUGUCCUACAUAGUAAAAUUUGAGAGAACUGCUUUCGGCAUCAAAAUUACUAUGCAUUUUGGUGAAAUGUAAUAGAAUGGCGAUAUAGAACAGCGCUGCUACAAAACAUAGCAAAUUUUUCUAGCAAAUUCAUCCGAAAUAUUCGUAUAAAAGUCUCUCCGUGUAUACUUGUACAUGUUACUAACCAUAGUGUUGUAACGUAGAUAUACGCAUUCUCAUUUACUCGAUGUAUAUACCGAAAAAUAACGAAAUUUAAUGUGUAAAGUUAUAAACAACAAUGACGAUUGGAAAAGCAGUCGGAGAAACAUAUGAGGGUACACGCGGAUCUUUGGGUGUGUUAUUUUGUGAUCUAACUUAUUCGCGUGAGGAAAGAAAAAAAACCCGGAAGAUAUUAUGUACAAUUGUUGUUUGGCAGGAUGUUUGUAAUUCAUUGAUCUUGAAAAUUUGUAUUUUUUUCUUCCAAUAUCUAUAGACCGUGUCGAUAACAAGUUCAAAUUUUUUGAUACGUUAUAUUGAUCGAAUGAAUUUUAUACAUUAAUCAGAAAAAAAAGAAAUAGAAAAUCAUGGUUUUCGUUUCAUCUGUAUCGAUCGUUGAUUAUAUUAUAGUUAAAUUUCAUGAAGUUUCUCGUAAAUUCCAAUCGAUUCCAUGAUCUUAUUUUCUUUUUUCGAAUGACGUUUAUUUCCCAAGAUUCCCCGUGCUUUCUCGCCAUGUCGAGUCUUCCACGAAAGUCACGAUGGACGAUUAAACGAUCCAUCAAACCAAAAGUAUAUGCUAUUAUUAGUAUUAUAAACUUCCAUAUUUAAGAAAGACAAAUCAGUCACGAUAAAAUGUCACGCAAACGAUGGAUAUUUUAGUAUUUUUCUGGUAUCUUAACCAUUUAUCCAUUUUCAAGUAUCCAGAAUAAAUAUCACCCAGACGACCACUGUGACCAUGGCUCCUAAUCGUCGUGGAUAAAUGUUUAUGUUGAUCCAAGGUUACGAAAGAAAUGAAAGAAGAUUAAAAUCA